GUGUUUGACGUGUUGACGUUCUGCCGGCAAAUUUGCUCUCAGCGUGCAAUAAAAAUUUAAUCUUCACACAAAAUCGCGAAGAAGUUGAAAAAAGAACCGUCGAAAUGGUAGAGCAUAAGAUCCAAGAGAUCAGCGAGGAUGAAGCUACACUCUACGAUCGCCAAAUCCGGCUCUGGGGUCUUGAUUCUCAAAAACGUUUACGAGCUGCCCGAGUUUUGGUCGUGGGUGCCCGAGGUCUGGGCGCCGAGGUGGCCAAGAACCUGAUUCUGUCCGGUGUAAAGGCGCUGACCCUGAUGGACCACGAACCUGUCAACCCUGACGACCUGGAGUCUCAAUUUUUCGUGUCCGAAUCUGUAGUCGGCGCGAAUAGGGCUGUUAGUUCGCUGGAAAGGGCUCGGCCGCUCAACCCCAUGGUGGAUGUGCAAGCCAGGGUCAACACCAUCGACGGAGAGCCUGACGAGUUCUUCACCAAGUUUGAGGUAGUGGUGGCCCUCGGCUGCCUGAAGAAACACAACCAGAGGCUCGACCAGAUUUGCAGACUGAACAACAUCAAGUUCUUUGCCGGGGACGUCUUCGGCUUUUAUGGAUUCAUGUUUGCAGACCUGUUGCUGCAUGAGUUUUCAAUCGAGACAAAAAUAAAUGUGAAAGGAGCACCUCCUGUGAGCCAAAUGAUAAAGGACACAGCUACUUUUGCUCCUUACCAAGACUUCAUUGACGCUGAUUGGAAGUCAGGUGACCAAGCCAAGAAACUUAAAAAGAUGAGCAAUGGCUACUUUUUGAUGAGAGUGAUCCAGGCUUUCAGGGAAAAGGAGCAAAGGUAUCCUAACAGGUCCUCAGAAGACCUGGAAACCCUGACUGCUAUCAGAGAUUCUCUCUUGCCAGAAUUAGGUGUAGAUCCUGCCAAGCUUCCUUCUGAGAUAUUUUGCGACGUUGUCGGUCAGCUGGGAGCGUCUUGUGCCAUCGUUGGUGGCAUUAUGGCUCAGGAGGUGAUCAAGGCCAUCAGCUUCAAAGACAAACCCCUCAACAAUUCCUUCUUCUUUGAGCCCGAGAGCUGCUCUGGUAAGGUUGAAAGCAUCGGAUACUAAUUUUUUUACGAAAUCACUAAAUUAAAAGUUUGUAAAUAAGAUCAAUAAAACCAGAGGAAACAUUCUGUAA
Cloeon dipterum is the source of this 1155-nucleotide messenger RNA. RefSeq names its product activator of SUMO 1 (gene Aos1). Gene Ontology annotation, cellular component: cytoplasm; SUMO activating enzyme complex. Bases 105 to 1085 code for a protein of 326 amino acids. Gene Ontology annotation, biological process: protein sumoylation. Lineage: Eukaryota; Metazoa; Arthropoda; Insecta; Ephemeroptera; Baetidae. Gene Ontology annotation, molecular function: SUMO activating enzyme activity. The record is from RefSeq and is a predicted model, not a curated record. The transcript has 5 exons.